GCUGCUUGUUUGUUAAGGCCACACUUUGUCAAGACCAAAAUGUGUCCCUAUGUUCAGCGAGGUUUUGUUUGUUCCAGAGGUUCUCGUUGUCUCUUUGCACACAGCAGAGAAGACCUGAGACCUCUGCCUGAUCUUCGGCAGACGCGGAUGUGCCCCCAGAAGAAGCAAAAUGGAGAAUGCACAGAUCCGACCUGUCCCUACGCUCACGCGGUUGAGGAGCUGAAGCACACUCUGCCUCUCUAUAAAACGAAUCUUUGCCAUGGCUGGAAGAAAGGCCGGUGCUCUGCGGGGGAUGGAUGCAGGCACGCACACGGCAUCGAGGAGUUGCGACAGCACAGAAACUACAGGCGCAGACACAGAGGCCCCGGUGAGGAUGUUCACGGGUCAGUGGUGGACCCACUAGCCGUGUCUCCCGAGACAGCGAAGGUAUCUGCUGCUCCCUUAGCGCGCAGUCGCCGGCUCAGUUUUUCUCCUGCUUGGUGCUCAGCUCCUUUCCCUCUGCAAAGACAGAAAGCCCCUGUCGAAUACCCCCAGCCUCUGGCCACGCCUGGCGCAGAGCCUCAGGGUGAGGGAUCUCAAGGCCAUGCCCAGUCAUUCGCAGCUGCAAGCGCCGCUGCUGCACAGGCAAGAGAUCCUCCAGGAGGCUUACGAGGGAGCAGACGGAGACUCGUGCCCCCCAAUUUACACAGGCCUUUCCUGCAACAGCACCUGCAGCACUCUCAGCACAGUGACGCGUCGAGUUACACUCUGCACCCGCUUGACGCAACAUGCUUGCUGCGCUUGUUUUUUACUCAGCGUGAAGUCGCGACGCCUACAAUGAGCCCCCUAGGGAGGGCAAGCGGCAGCACUAGCGAGAGCCGUAGUAUCAGCAAAGUCAAUGCCAGGCUUGCCUGCUCACAGCAGCCUCGGGAAACGGGAGGAGGACAGGUCUCCUCUUCGUUGCUUUCAUACCACCAGCAGAGCCAUUUGCAGCACCAACGGCCGUCACGAGAGCUGCAUUACCCCCUUGAGGAAUAUGGACUUCACGAGACUGAGAUGUUUUCGGGUAAUUCGGAAGGCGUUGAGUACUGCGGCCGCCCCUUUCUCUCUGCUGCGCCUCCGUCUCACUUCUUGCUGCCAACCUCGGACCAACCAUGCAUGCAAGACACAAUGAAGCAUUCCUCGGAAAGAUCAGUCGCACAGCUUCCAGACGGCCUGCGAGAGAUGCAAAAUUGGGCUCUCAUUCCUCCAGAAUUUCUAGGGGAAAAUCCAGAUAGGUGUUUCCAGCACCAUGAGCAAAAGCCACCGCACCAACAGCUCAUGCCGCAAGACCCCACACCCCAGCAGCAAGCAGGAGCAUCAACAACAGCAAAACGAAAGCCAGCUCGCAGUCCGCAAUUCUCAGAUGCGGCGAAUGCAUACGCUCAACGCACCGCAGUGGCUCCCGGUAAUCAGAAAUCACAGACAAGGUCAUACAGCGAAACCAACGACAACAACAGUAGCGGCAGUCACUUGAAAGGCACAUUGCCAUCUGAAGCUUUUACAGAACUCGCUGAUGUGCCUCACCCCAAGCAACAACAUGCAGAGUGCCAGACGCCGGAGUCUCUGGUGGUCGCUGGAAUAAAAGUAGGUAUACUCAUCAAGAGUGCUUCUGCUUGUUGUACACUUGCCACUGCCGCUAAUGCUUCUAAAGCUCCCCUGUCGUCACUCAAUGGUGGCGGCGAGAAACACUGGCAAUAA
Messenger RNA from Cyclospora cayetanensis, 1719 nucleotides. RefSeq lists its product as uncharacterized. The coding region runs from base 40 to 1719 and encodes 559 amino acids. Gene Ontology annotation, molecular function: metal ion binding. The transcript has 8 exons. The record is from RefSeq and is a predicted model, not a curated record. Lineage: Eukaryota; Apicomplexa; Conoidasida; Eucoccidiorida; Eimeriidae.